Messenger RNA from Xyrauchen texanus (razorback sucker), 1446 nucleotides. RefSeq names its product tyrosine 3-monooxygenase/tryptophan 5-monooxygenase activation protein, beta polypeptide b (gene ywhabb). The record is from RefSeq and is a predicted model, not a curated record. Gene Ontology annotation, cellular component: cytoplasm. The transcript is spliced from 6 exons. Bases 138 to 872 code for a protein of 244 amino acids. Gene Ontology annotation, biological process: signal transduction. NCBI's taxonomy places the organism in Eukaryota, Metazoa, Chordata, Actinopteri, Cypriniformes, Catostomidae.
GUUUACAGGAAGCGGAAGUGUCACUCUCAGCGGAAGUAGUGCUGCAGAACAACCGAAGAGCGAGGCGGAAGACGGGGAUCCAAAUUCUGUCUUUUUAACGAUCAAAACCAGUUUAAACGCCAUACAAAACUCUGAAAAUGGACAAUACUGACCUGGUACAGAAAGCCAAGCUCGCUGAGCAGGCAGAGCGCUAUGAUGACAUGGCAGCAGCUAUGAAGGCCGUUACUGAGGGAGGAGUGGAGCUUUCCAAUGAAGAACGCAAUCUGCUAUCUGUGGCAUACAAGAACGUGGUGGGUGCCAGGCGCUCCUCUUGGCGUGUCAUAUCCAGCAUCGAGCAGAAAACCGAGGGGAACGAGAAGAAACAGCAGAUGGCACGCGAGUACCGUGAAAAGAUUGAGACUGAACUGCAGGACAUCUGCAAUGAUGUGCUGGGUCUUCUGGAGAAGUAUCUCAUUGCCAAUGCUUCUCAGGCAGAGAGCAAGGUGUUUUACCUGAAAAUGAAAGGCGAUUAUUAUAGAUACUUAUCUGAGGUUGCAUCUGGAGAAAGCAAGACCACCACGGUUGAGAACUCUCAGAAAGCUUACCAGGAGGCUUUUGAAAUAAGCAAGAAGGACAUGCAGCCCACGCACCCCAUACGGUUGGGUCUUGCCCUUAACUUCUCGGUGUUCUACUAUGAGAUUCUCAACUCUCCUGAUAAGGCCUGCCAACUGGCCAAGACGGCUUUUGAUGAAGCCAUUGCUGAGCUUGACACUUUAAAUGAGGACUCUUACAAAGACAGCACCUUGAUCAUGCAGCUUCUAAGGGACAACCUCACUCUUUGGACAUCAGAAACUCAAGCCGACGAAGCAGAUGCAGGCGAGGGCGAGAACUAGGGGACCCGCACUGAUCUCCAAACACCCACACACAUCCAUCUUAAAUACACAAAAGGCUUCCACCAACCUUCCCACCUCAUUACACCCAACACCAUCCACCCCUCUCCAUUCAGUUCCCAGCCCCGCUCCCCUAUACCAUCUGUAUGAUGAUCAGCAUGAGCUGUUCUCACAGGAAGGCACUCAGUGAUGCCCCUUAUGCAGUCACCAGUGGCUGGGAGAGGGGUGGGGGAUGCUCACAGGGUGACUUGAUGACGUUAUAGCAGGUCCAGUAAUUUUGUUUGUGAAUUUAGCAUGUACUGAUUAUCAAAACCCUAUCCUUGUGCGUGUUUGUGCGAAUGUACGAGUGAGUGUGCUGCUAAUGAAGAGUAACUGAUUUGGAAAAAUGACUGCGUGAAUGCGAGAGAGUGAGUGUAUUGGGGAUCGUGGGUUUGUGAACUCUAAUCGUCCUUCCUCAUAAUACCCCUAUUUUCCACUAGCUGGUUGUGCAUUUUUCAUUUUUUUUUUUUUACGGUCUUUUAUUUUAGUAUAAUUCAUCAGUAUUUACAGGUUUUAUUGUAUGGGUAUUAAACUGUCA